Molecule: messenger RNA, 11911 nt
Organism: Cinara cedri
Lineage: Eukaryota; Metazoa; Arthropoda; Insecta; Hemiptera; Aphididae
Source: the annotation of a GenBank genome assembly
CAUUAUCACGGUUUGUUCCGCAACCAUAUUAUCUAUAGCCGUGGUCUAUCUGAAAUCAUGAACCAAGUUAAUCGCCAAAACAUAGCCUGCUGGUAGCGAUUGUUUAUCACUAGAUCCUUUGUGUGUGAUAGUGUUUCUGGUCAUCUAAUUGAAUUUUCUUUAAUUAAAAUUUGUUGUUUUUGAUAUAAAUGUGUUUAUUCUAACAUUUAAAUUGGCCAUGACUGUACAAAUAUUUAAAUUUCAAUAGAAAUUCCAUAGUUUAUUACAGUUAAUAUUACCACAAAUACCUACCUAAUUAUUACAUUUUGAUUCCGUAAUGGCCAUAGGUUUGGAGAUAAUACUGAAAAGGUCCAAUAAAUUGUACCACGAAGGCGUAAGUAGUAUUAUAAUUUAUAAUCAUUCGUUCAAACAAAAUUCCUGGAUAGUAAAUUUAUAAUUAUUUUUGUGAGAAACAUUUUUAAGUUUUAUUUUGUUUCAUAGGACACAAUAUCGGGUAUUAUAUGUAUUGAAUCGCCGAUAGACGUCAAACACGAAGGUGUUUUCAUGACUAUAGAAGGAACAGUGGAUCUACAAAUCAGUACACAAAAUGUCGGAACAUUUGAAGCUUUUUACAAUUCUGUCAAGGUAUAUUUGUUUAUUCUAUUUAAUUCUAUUCAUAAGUUCUGGUUAAAUGUAAAAUAUGAGUUUUAAGACAUUGAAUCUGAAAUUGUUUGAAAAAUUGUCCCUCAAUACUAAAAAAAAACCAAUUGAAAAAGUAUAAAAAUUAUACUGUUUAUUUUAAUUUUAAAAUAUAUAGGUACUUCAAAAAAUCUUUUAAAAAUAUGACAAAUUAAGCCUAUUAAAUGACAUAAAAUAUUGGGUUCUACCGGGUAAGCUUAAAAUUAGUGAUUAUUGUAAGGUAAGUACAUAAAAUAGAUAUAUUCACUGUGGUCCUGAAGAAUGGGAAGCAAGGGUAUAAAUAACAAUAUGACUUAUUUACAAGCCAAUGACUUUUUACAAACAUAAUCAACUAACUGAAUAAGUAGCUUUUAAAACAGUUUAUAUCCUUAUAUGUAUCCAUCAACAAUCGCUAAUAAUUGUAGUGCUACCCAGUAAAAUCCAAUGUUUUAUGGCAGUUUAUAGACUUAUUAAGUCUCAUUUUUAACCAGUUUUUGUGGUGUAUCUUCUAAAAUAAAAAAAAAAACUGAUUUUAAUAAUUAUACAACUUUUUUUGAACACUUUAAGACUCGGUGUCUUGAAACAGUCAUUCUAAGAAAAUUUAAAAAUUGAACAUAGGUACUAAAUUGCAUUAAUGGCAUUGUACUUCAUGUGGAAUAUUAUAGUGUUUAUGUGCUUAUAAAUUAUCUGUAAUCAUUAUCAAAUUUCCAGCCAAUACAACUUAUGAUGUCUUCAUUGGAAAUAGCUAAGCCUGGUAGAUUUCCCAGUGGUGUUACUGAAAUACCUUUUGAAGCACCUGUCAAGCCACUUCUAAACAAAGUGUUGUAUGAAUCUUAUCAUGGUGUUUUUAUUAAUAUUUUAUAUCUUUUAAAGGCUGUGAUAAAAAGAAAUUUUUUGAACAAAGAUAUUCACAAAUCACUGGAAUUUGUCAUUGAAAAUAAAGUAAUUUUAAAGAAAACAUAGUAUACUGCCCUCAUAAGCAAAAUUGCUACAAAGUCCAAAAGAAUUAAAAAAUGAGUUACAAUACAUCAAACAAAUUUUAAAAUACACACUUUUUAGGUUAAUAUAUCUGAAAUAAAGUCCUACAAAGAACUAUUAGUAAUUUAUGUUUUUGACAGAUUGCUGUAAAUGCUCAGAAAAUGUAUUUUUACCAAGUAAAAAUUCUAUAUACUAACCAUGCUCAGUAAAAAUAUAUGAUAAUAAUACAGUACGCUCUUGCUAAGAGGUACCACUAAAUAAUUCAGUUGGAUGAUCUAGUAUUGAAAUGGAGUUUUGGAGGAAUGAUAGGGAGUACCGAAAUAUACAUUUUCAGAUAAAUUUCAAAUUUUUAACCCUUACAACUUUUUUUUUUUAAAUAGCAACACACAGAAUUUAUUUAUAUUCCAUUGCAUUUAUCUGGUAAAAUUGUAUAUGAAAAUCCAAAUCAUAUUUUAAAAAUUAAAAUAUAUUAGGUGUUAUGAAUUUUAGAAAAUAUAAAGUGUAAAAAUCAUUUUUUUCAAAAAUGUUCUCUAAUGACUUAUAGUAGUUUUGUUUAUAGGUACAGGGCACCUAGUCUAUAUCCAAAACAUAUUAUAAUUAUUUUAUUAUUUUAUAGCCUAAUCCAGAAGUAUCUAUUUCUAAAGUGGAUAAAUUUAUAAUAAAUCAAAAUACAUUGGCAAAUGUUAAUGAUAAUUCUAACAUUCCGAAAUUUCAUAUUAUUGGAACAGUGGACACUGUUAUCUGUUCUAUAACACAACCAUUUUUAGGAGAAGUGAGUAUAAAGUACUUAUCUAUCAUUAAAUGAGAUAACUGAUCGAUUUAAUUUUUUUACAUGAAUUAAACAGUAAGGGGAAUUUUUUAACUUGAUACUAUUUUCUACACAGUCCUGCACACCUAUUAUCUUAUUCUAAUUAUUGUAUUCUAAAAAAUAGUAUGUUUAUUUUUGUAAAAUGAUGACAUUAAAAUAUAUACAUAUUUUCUAUAUUGUAUUGUAAAAAAAAAAAAAAAAAAUGUGUAAAUUGUAUGUAUAAUUACUACCUUAUCUGUUACCUUAAAUCUAAGAAAUUUUUAUGACUUUGAAACUACCAAACAAUAUUAUAUAUAAUAUAAUAACUAAAUCCAUUUUCUUUGAUUGAGAUUGAUCACUAUAAUGUAUUUAUGCAUACAUAAUACAUUUUUAAAUCAAUGAUCAAAGCUGCCCCAAACUAUAUAAAAUGAGUGUGAUUUGAACAUUUAAAUCUAGUGAUUGUGAAUUUUAGUUUAUAAUUUGUAUAUUAAUUAUAAUUUAAAAAGUAAUAAGAAAAAAAACGAGCUGAAUAUGACCACUGGUCAUAGGUAGGUAGUGUGGAGAGUGAGAUACAUGAAGUUAUUUAGUUUAUAUCUGGAACCAACAAUAAAUCAUUGAUAAUGAAAAACAAUUCAAAGUGAAUUUCGAUUAUACAUAUUUACAAUUUUUGUCGAAAUUUGAUUUUAAAACUCUUAUAAAAAAAAAAUACUGCAUUAAACUAAAUUUCUUCUUUUGACCACUAAGUUCUACUUAUAAUGAACCUCCUAUACAAUUUUUAAUCAUUUCUGUUAAGUUUAACCUACUGAGCACUUUUCAAUUGAAUAUAUACAUAAAAUCCCUUGCAAAAUUAAAAUGUCCAUAAAUUGCUCAUAUGUUUUCGAAGCUUUAUCACAUCUAGAAAGAGCAUAUCUAAGUUUUUUGUCAAAAUUUUAAGUCUCUACAAAUAUUUUUAACUCACAUCCAUUAUUAAAACAAAAUUUAAAUAGUAAAAGAAUUAUUUUCAUAUAUUUUUCCGUUCUCUACAUUAUUUUUGAUUUUGCUUAAUUAUUAAAAAAAUUACACAGAAAAUGAGAAAACAAUUCUCUUGGUCAUCAACUAGAUUUAAAAAUACAUCAAAAAAGAUCUGUUGAAGCGAUAUUUACAGUAAAAAAAAUAAGCCAUACAAAUUUAAAAUAAUAAAAUCCUUGGGCUAUAAUUUGAAAAAAAUCUAAUAGUUUGUCAUUUUUGGUUUUUCCUAAUAAUUCUGAAAACUACUUUGGAUAUCGAAAACCGGCCCUCUCAUUCAGUAGUGAACAAAAUUUAUCUCUUGUAAUUUUUCAAUUGGAGUAAAAUUUCUGAUAGAAAACUUAAGUCUAACACAAUGAAAACAAUGAAAUAGGUAUUUGACCAUGUACCUAUAAUUUUAUUUCGGGUUUUCCCAAUUAUUUUGAAUACCCCCUUUAAAAAUCAAAAAAUGGCCUUCUCAAUGCACCAACUAUAGAAAAUUACCUUUUAGAAAAAAUGUUAUAGUUCAUAGACAAAAAAAAACACAUCAUAGUAAAACCAAUAGGUCCCUCACUAUGCUCUGAAUCUAUAAAUGAUCAAUGAGGCCCUACUAUACAGUAUUUAAUAUAUGUUUUGGAUUUUUAGUUGAAAAUUGAACACUGUGACAUCCCUAUUAAAUCUAUCGAUUUACAAUUGGUACGUGUGGAGACAUGUGGCUGUGUUGAAGGUUUUUCAAAAGAUGGUGAAUUUCCUAUUUGUUUCCAUGGAAAGAUAAAAAAAAAUUAUUAACAGUUAAUUUAAUAAUGCACACUUUAUUUUAGCUACUGAAAUUCAAAAUAUUCAAAUUGCUGAAGGAAAUGUAUCAACAGGAAUUUCAAUACCGAUCUACAUGGUAUUUCCAAGAUUAUUUUCUUGUUGCACUACGAAAACUGCAAAUUUCAAAAUUGGUAAAUCAAUGUAAUAUUUAGAAUUUUAAUACUAUUAGUUAAUCAUGGAACUGGUUUUUAAAUUUUAUUUAUACAAUAGUGUGAACCAUCAAUAAUUCACUUAUAAUAAAUUUGAUUUUGGUUUUAUUUUUCAAAUAUUUUAAAAACAUUUAUUGAUCUUAUAAAUUAAUAAUGUUAGCUAUCUUGGUGCAUAUUUUGACAGGCUCCUUAAUUUAGGACAUAGUAGUUUAAAACCAAUGAGUUCCUGUACUAGUAUAAUACUAUUUCCUUUAUAUUAUGAUUGGGGAUAUAACCUAAAAUUAUAUUUAAAUUAAUGAAAUAUGCAUUUAAAUUUUAACUUUCUAUAAAAUCAUGUUUAUAUUCAUUAAAAUUUGAAAUUUCACAUUUUAAGUAAUAGGAUUAUAAAUAUAUUUAUAUAUUAGGGUGGUCCUUAGUUACAGGUGAAGAAAAAAGAAAUAAAUUUUUUUUUCUCACUCCCUUCCCCCCCUUUUUUUUUUCAUUCCUAUAAAAAAUUAAUUUAAGUUAAAUUUACUCAUAAUCAGGGCUCAUGACUUAUAGCAUUUGCAUAUUUGUUUUGAAAAGUUCUAGUAACACCUAAGUAAGUUGCACAUUUGUUUCAGAUAACCAGGGGAAGUCAAAUAUUAAUUUUUUUGUUGUGUAUUUUGAUGUUUUGAUACUAUUUUGCAUUUAUUUCAAAGAACAAAAAUGAAAAUUUCCUACAAAGUCAAUAUUAUAUGUGCGUUUAUCAGUUUUAUUUUGUUAAUUGUCAUAAAAAAAGUGAGAUUGACAAAUUAUUUCAUUAUUAUUGUCAUUACUCAGUAAUUCCUUUGAUAAGAAGGUCUCUAUUAAUAGUAUAAUGAUUUUAUUGUUGAAUUGUAUUAUCAAAUUACUUUCAUUUUGCUUGAAACUUUUCCUUAUUUGUUUGCAUAUUUUGACAUUUUUAGUGCAUAUAUAAACACUUAUAUGAAUGUUUUUAAGAUAAUAUCAUUGAGCUUAGAACAACUUUUUUCUGAGCUAUAAGUCAAGAGCCCUGGUCAUAAUCAAUUUUUCCUUUUACAUGCCACAAGAGAGUUGAAAAUUGUUAAAUAUGGUAGUUUUAUAAUAUUUCAAAUUUAAUUCAAUAAAUUUAUCGGUUUGCAUAAAAUGUUCAGAAUCUUAAUUAUUGCUCAUACUAUUAUAUUAUUUAUAUAAAGUAUAUUCAAUACAUUUCCAUAAUUUCAUUAUUUCAUUAUUAAGAAAACAAAAACCAAAAUAUUAGUUUGUGAGCUUGUGUUUUAUUGGAGCAGUUUAUUGAGUGUGAUCUAUUCUAUUAUAAAAUAUAAUAUAAUAAUAUUAUUUAUGGAGACAUCUACCAUGUCAUCACAUUUUUGAGCUAAAAAUUGUAUUAGAUUUUAAAUUAAAAUUGACUACUAUAGAUAUACCUAUUUUUAAAUGAUUUCAACAACAAUGAACAACUUUAGGUACACAAACAUAUUAUAUUGGAAAUGUAGUAUUAUAUAUUUUUAUCUAUUUUAAAUAUUUACAUUAUAAAAUGACUGUAACAUAAAUUUUGAAUGAACCUGUGUGUAAACUGUACAUAUAUAUAUAUUAGGGUGUAUCGUUAUUAUAUUUUAUCAGAUAUUCUUCUCCUGAUUUUUGUUCUUUAGAGCUCAAUAAUGUUUCCCAAUUUUUUUUUUCAGAUUUUUUAAGAUCGCGAUCAUAAGGUUAUAAGAAAAAAAUUGAGUUUUUUUUAUGUGUGUAAAUAAUAAUACUUGAAGAAGAAAUCAAAAAUUAUCAGAAGAAAAAAAAACAAAUACAUGUACUAAUAUUUUUUCAAAUUAAAUAUUCUAAAUUUUACAUUUUGUUUAGGCUAAACCUUAAAUAAAUGUUUAGAUAAUUUCGAUAAAUCAGCCUUUUAACUACCCUUGAAUAUAUUUUUGAGGAUUUGAAAAUAUUUUUAAUUUAUUCUCCAUUUAGAGAAUGAUUAUACUUGUAUAGUGGAUUACACUUAAUAUGACAUUAAAUGAAAUUAUGUAUACAAUUAUUAUGGAAGAAUGUUGGAUAAAUAUAAAAGAAAAAAACAUUUUAUAUCAAUUUGAUAUCAUACAUUGCUUUAUGAUUCUUAUAUAAUUUUGAAUAAAUCAUUGGGAAAUUUUUUGAAAUCUACUUUGUUUUCCAUAUUGUGGUGUUAUCACUACGAGAAUGGAUAAUUGAUUGCAUUAUAUGACAUGUGUUAAUAUUAUGUGAAUAAUUGUGAUUUGAUUAUUUGAAAGUUUCAGUAUAAAUUUCAUUGCCAACAUCUAUUGUAUCUCAUGUUUGUGUUUAUAAAUUCAAUAAUUAAUAUUAAUGAUGAGUAAAACAGUAAAAUGAAAUUAACUUAUUGGCUAGUAAAAACUUGUAACAAAAGGUGGAUGAAAAUGCAGUUAGUUUAAAUUUAAUGUUAUUUUCUUUGCUAACAUGUGAUAGAAGAACAUUUUCUGUAUUAUACAAUAUAAUUUUUUUAAUCUACAUCAAAAAGAAAAAAAAUCUGAAUUUUUCAAUAUUGCACAUUUAUUUUUUAUUUAUAUUUAUUCCAUAAUAAUUUUUAGGUAAUUUUUUACAAUUAUUAUAGUUAUUAUUUUAUUUGUUAUUUAAUUUGUGUAAUUUAAUUAAUUAAACUUAGCUAUGUAACUAUAAUCUACUUAUAUUAUACUGUAAAAGGACUAGCCCUGUUGAACUAUAAAAUAAAUAAUUAUUGUAAAUAUAAUUCUAUUUGAAGUCAUAUUAAAUGUAACAUGUGUAAUCAUUAUCUUGGUAACUAAAUGGAGAACAAGUUAAACAUAUUUUUAACCCUUUAAAAAUAUAUUUAAAGUUGGUUAAAGGGUUAAUUUUCAAAAUUAUCCAAAAAUAUGUUUUUAAAGGUAUAAUUGAGAGGUAAAAUUUAGAUUAUUUAAUUUGAAAAAAAUACUAGUAUAUGUAUUUAUAUUUUUUUCUUCUGAUAAUUUUUAAUCUAAUGAUCUUGAACAUUAUUUUUUACAUACAUUGAAAAUAAUAAAAUAAUAACUCAAUUUUUUUCCUAAAAGUGAUGCUCAAACUUUAACAAAUCUGAAAAAAAUUUAGGAAAUUGAGAAAAUUAGGCAUUCUUACAUUUGAUAAAAAAAAAAAACUCAACCAGCCUAAUAUAUAUAUCUAUUGAGUUUUUUUAUACAUAUGUGGUAACAAGUGUUAAGUUUCACAUUAUAGUAAUAAUUAGUAGGUAAUUAAUUAAUAUUGGACAAAUUAUAAUUAUCAUAUUGAAUAUAUUUGAUUUAUAAUAUAUAUCUUAUAACUCGGGUCCAGAUUUAAAUGCUUUAAAAACCUUAGAAAAAUGGACAAAAAAAUUAAUUUAAAAAAAAAUGUUUUUAAUUAUUAUCAUUUCUAUUUUUAUUUUUAAAAUAGGUACAAAUGAUGAUUUGUAAUGGUAUUUUCAAAUUUUUUUUAAUCUGAAAUUUAAUACAUAAAAAAUAUAUGUAUAUAUUUUUGUUUAAAUAAAAAAUAUGCAUACAACAAAUUAAAUUGAUUUAAAAAAAUGUAUGUAUUUUAUUUUUACAAUCUCCAACACUAUUUUUAAACUAAUAUAAAUAUUACAAAAAUAUGCAUGUGGUGCAUUUAAAAAACCAUUUAUAUGCAAUGAUAAAUGGUAAACUAUAGAAAUAUGCAGUACAUGUCAAAAAAUAGUAAAAUAUGCUAAAUAAAACUUUGAAUUUCAGUUCUAUUGAGUAUAAUUCAAACUUGUAACUUAUCUAACUACAUUUUGAACUCUCUAAAAAAACACAUGAAAAUGCAUAUAAAUUGGGGUCCUACAGUUAUUACCUAUAAGAUAAAUAAUUAUAGAUAUUUUAUAAUUAAAAUAAUAAUUUUGGCACUGAGCCAUUAUUAUUAUAUUAAUAAUCAAUGGUUUUAGUCUAACAUAAGUUUUGUAGUAAAAUAGAUAAUUUCUGUACUAAAUUAAUUAUAACAGUAAUUCAUAUAAUAUAUUAUUAUUAACUUAUGAUAUGCUCUUGACUUAAAUUAAAUUUAUGUUCUAUGCCUUACUAAAUUGCUAAAAUGCUUGUAAUUUCUUAUUUUCAAUAAUAAAUUCUUAAAACAAAAAUGUAAAAUUAUGUUAAUGAGGGUUUUUCAAAUGCAUUUUUCCCAAAUCUAUAGUUUUGGCUGAUUGAAAAAAUAUUUAUUUUUUUUUUUUUCAUUAAUUUAGACAUGGUUUUUAAAAAAUUUAACUAGUUUAAAAUGAUCAAUUUUGGCGUGAAUUUAUUGUGUCUUACUAAACAUUGGUAUACCAAGGUUACUAUACUUAUAAGGACAUUAUCAAUCUAAAAUACACGAUUUCAGUCAGUGAUAACCCACUAAACCAGACUUGGGUAAAAUACAUUUGAUUCCUGUCAAUAUUGAUCAGUUUGAAUAUUUUUAAUUUAUUAAUUGUUAAACAAAAUUUAUAAAGAAUUAAAAAUUCAGAAAAAAAAAAUUAAUUUAAUUUCUUAUUAUGUUCAUUGCUAUAAAAUUUGUCAAUUUAAUCAAACAUUUUUUUAUUUUUUAACAACCUCUAUUAUAGAGAGAAAAAAUAUACAUUAUUUCUUAAUUUAUUAUAGAAAAUAUAUAUUGAAAUUAGAUUUAAACUAGAUGAGAUUAAGAGGAUAUAUUCUUUUACAUGACCUUUUUUCCUUAAAUAUUUAUAAUAAUACAUAUUAUAUUAUUAAUUAAUAAACAAAAUAUUGUUUGAUAAAUUAAGGUUUUAAGGUUGCAUUAUUAAUUUCUUUUUAUUUGUAAUUUCUAUAAAUUUGUAAAUAAUCUAUUCUUUAUAUGUGAUUUAGUAAUUUAUAUUGUUUUCAUAAGAAUCUCCAGUUUGGUGUUAGUAAAUAACAAUAAAAACAAAAUUGGGUACAUAUAAUUUACAUAAACUGGAUAGUUUAUAAAUAAAGAGUUUAAAAUGUACAUCAGAAGCCGGUUUUUAGUUUUAAAUAUGAUAUAUGUAAUAAUAUUAUUUAAAACUAAGUAAAUCAUUUAGUAUUAAAAUAAUUUUAAAAAAAAAUCAACAUGCCUAAAUAAUAUAUAUGCAAUUUUUAUUAUUUUUAUAUUUUUUGAAUUAUAAUUUAUUAACAUUUCUUAAUCUCAUAAUCAUGCAUCCAAAAAUGAUUUAAUAUAAAAACAUGCUAGCUAUAAACAUUUUAUGUUUCCUAGUUAAAAAAAAUGUUUUUACCAAAAUUAUAUUAUUCAUAUGCACACAGGUAAAAUUAUUGUUAUUUGAUAUGAUGCAGCACACAUAAACAUACUCUUUUGUACUAUUAGUUUUUAAAAGUCAUUUAUAGUUCUCAUAGGUAACUCUUACAUAUUAAUUUUAUAUUUUGUUUUAUUUAUUUAUUGCAGAGUUUGAAGUUAAUAUUUCAAUCACUUUUGUUGAUGACCAUUUGGUCACUGAAAAUUUUCCUAUCACUCUAUUCAGAUGAAUUUGACUGCCUCUAAAUAGUAGGAUGAAAGUGAAAGAGAAGAAGACUAUUCAGAUGAAUAUCCUCAAAUCUAUUUGAUAAAAAAUAUAUUUAUUGCUAUUAAUUCAAUGAUAUUUUAAUAAUUUAAUUACUAAAGCUCAGAUCUAAUGUGUUUAAUAUAUAUAUAUAUAUAACUAAAUAAAUUAAAAUAUUUACAGACUACAUGAUUUAGUCAACACCCAACAGAUAGCCUGAUCAAAUCUCAUGCAACAUGCAAUUGACACUAUACACAGUACAUUUUAGUCAGGAUAGUCAAGAUAGUCUAUGUCCACUAGUGAAGACUUAUGCCACUAUGCUUCCUAGCUCUAGUUUUAUAUAAACACCAAAAAAUGGGAUUGUUCUAUUAGCAUGAAGUCAAAUCCACACAACACUACACAUUCUCUGAUUUAGUCAGGUAAUUGAUGUGAUUAUGGUCUUAUCUGAUAUGAUGUUUGAUCUGAAAAAAUUAUUUUGUUGGGCAGGCUAAAUCAUAGAGUUUGUAGACAUCUAGUUAUUAAUAAAAAAGAAUCACAAAAGUUUAAAAAAUGUUAUAAAUGUUUAUAUUGAGUACUUAAUAUAUUUAUCUUUAUUUAUACAUUAGUUAUAUUAGAUAUAUUUAAACCAUAGAUAUGUUAAGAAAUAAACUGUGUAUACCCCAUACCUUGCCAAAGGUUUGCCAAUCCAAACAUUUAAGUGAAAGAACCAGACUAUUCAAACUUACCUCUAUUGUAGAAGAAAUAAUACAAUAAUUUACUUUUCCAUGAAUGACAAGAAUUAUUUUAAUUGAUAAGAAUGAUAAAUAAAAGUUUAAAUUUGAUUUAAUUGUAAAAUGGAAAAAUUAAAUUGUACUUUUUUUAUAAUAUUAAUUGGAUCGAAAUAGUAAACAAAUGUAAUAUUGGAGGAUGUCUAACAGUUCCAUCCAAAAAUGUUUUAAUGCAUAUGUUUGCUAAUCUAAAUGAUUUAGUGAAACUAUGCAAAAUUUCUGAACAAAUAUUUAAACAUUAUGAAUGAGAUAUAUCUGAAAUACCAAGUUUAAUACAUUAUUUAACACUUAAAGCUACAUCUACCAUAGGCAAAUAAUAUUUUUAUGUCUUCAUCAUUAUUAUAACUUAGAUUAAAAAAUGUCUCCACCAUUUUUGUAAAAGAAAGAAUUAGAUUUUAUUUAACAAUACGGUUCAGAAAUCAAUAAAUUUAUUUUUUAGUUAAAAACUUUACAGUUUAUACUUAGCAUAGUUAUCUAUCUACUUAUAACAAUUAAUUAGUCUAUUUAUUAGUCUAAUGUUAUUUUAAUUAUUAUUAACAUUAUUAAAUGGUUAUUAAUAUUAUUAUUAUUAUGUAUUAAGAUAUAAAUUAAUUUCUUAGAAAAAUGUGAUUGCUAUUUUUUCCUCCAUAUUGGGGUAAAAAUCUCUUAUUCGAUGAUCAAACUGGUUUUCUCUCUUAAUGCCCUCUUCUUUUUUUAAUAUAUCUAUGGUUUAAACAGCUAAAAUAGUUUCUGGCUAUAGUCAAAACUGAUAUAGGGUGAAAAAAAAUCAAUGGCUGUGUCGAAAAUAUGUGAUACACAUCCAUUAUUGUUUUAAUAAAUAAAUAUUAUGUAAUUUCUAUACUUUUUAUCAAAAAUAUUUAUUUAGAGAUUAUUUUUAAAUGGAUUUUAAUUUGAAAUUUAUUAAUUCAAUACUUGCUAAUAAUUGUCUAUUUUAUUAUUAUUAUAGUAUUGUAUACUACUUUGAAAUAUCAAAUAAAAAAAUAAUAUUAAUUUAAUUAUAUAAUAUCCUGUUAUUAUAUUAUUUAUUGUUUCAUUGAAUAGAUUUUAAAAUGUAGAUAAACAUAAUAAUUUUAAAACUAUAUUUAACAAAACUAUUGUGUGAUUAAAGUCAGUUUUUUGUAACAAAUUAUUUUUUUUUUUUUUUAAUUUUAAUUAGUAUAAUUAAAGUUGUCUUAGAAAUUGCAGGUCAUUUUUUAAGAAUUUAAAUUUAAAAAAUGUUACCAAAAAUUUAUCAUAUUAAAUUCUGUUAUAUUAUUAUUUAACAUUUAUAUUAAUUUAACUAUUAUUUUGUAACUUUCAAAAUAUCCAAGUUCAUGAAAAUUGUUUUUUUAAAGAUGGC